This is a messenger RNA of Prunus armeniaca (apricot), 234 nucleotides long. Lineage: Eukaryota; Viridiplantae; Streptophyta; Magnoliopsida; Rosales; Rosaceae. The record is from the annotation of a GenBank genome assembly.
AUGGUCAUUGGUCAGUUUGAGAUGAUUCUGAAGCUACUUUUGGUUAAACAUUCUGUGCUUGCUGGUACAAAGAGUAUUGGCCUUUCCAGUGUUUUGAUGGUUGAAGGGCAAGCUCUAAAUGAUGGUUUUCCCAAUGCUUUUCUGGAUCGAUAUUUCAAAGUCUCGGUUGAAGGCAACUCUAAGCUUCUCAUUGGCUGCCUCUCUGUUGAUGUUCUAUACCAUGGAGGUUGUUAA